Cherax quadricarinatus is the source of this 1535-nucleotide messenger RNA. The record is from RefSeq and is a predicted model, not a curated record. NCBI's taxonomy places the organism in Eukaryota, Metazoa, Arthropoda, Malacostraca, Decapoda, Parastacidae.
CAUACUCAACAUGGUCCUCACAUCGGUACAAACAUCAUAUCAGUUUAACUUUAUGUUUGGCUGUGAGAGCAGUGUGUGUGUCGCGCUCAGACGGAGGAUCGAGCCUCCAACAGUCCUUGAUAAUACAUAACAGUUCUUAAUGUAGAUAGAAGUAGACAGGUCAUCUCAGCCUAAUUGUGGCCUCCUAACUACUGUUACCUGUCUCUCCCAUGUAUUCCUGGUGCUCAGUGACACACGGCUUUAUCGCCUCACGAAAAUUUAAGAAUAAAAAAUUCUUGAUCCUCAUAUAAGUAUUUAAGAAUUAAAAUGUAUUUAUUUACCUCAAGGGUUUAAUACUUAUAAUAUCCAUAAGUUUAGUAACUGUUGGUGGAGUGACUCACGAAAUCAUAAUGACACGAUUGUAAACAAACCAUACCACGGCGAGGCUUGAACCCGCGGUCAUAGUCUUAAAACUCGGGUUCAAGCCCCGCCCGUGGUAUAGCUUGUUGGAGUGUGACCGAGGGUACAGCUUAUUCACCUGCUGAAAUAUAACAAUUAUUUUAUUUAUGAGGAAGAGCUAAACCCGUAUGAAUAAUACAGCGCUUGGAGAAUAAGAAGAUAUCAGGAUUUUGAUUCAAAGAGUAGCUCCAUUUCCUCGCAACAUGAACCCUACACUCCGCCAACAUAUACAACUUGUCCAAAAAUGAAAAUUUUAUUUAAGGACAGGUUAGGUUAGAUAAGGAUUGUCAGGAAACAGGACAAGUUUUCCCUGACGAAGGUCUUAGUUAUAUGAUGACCCACAGCUGGAGCUUUUGGUCAUCUGGCCGAGGCCUUCCCCUGGCUUACCCCUUCACCGCUUUAAAAAUUAUAGUUAUAAUUAUAACCAGUGUUUUUGACUGAUAGAUAUUUUGCUUAAGAUAAAGAAUAACACAGAGGAUAAGAGUUUUAUCAAGAGUCAGACUGAAGUGCUGCUAACUUGUCACAUUUAUAUUCCAGUUGAUGGUAUUGUUGCUGCUUGAGGGAGUUACGUCAACACAGCUGCCCGAGACUUACCCAGACGCGCCUCCUAAGUAUGACUUCAACUAUGGCGUCAGGGACGACAACACAGCGAACAGCUUCGGGUUACAAGAGUCUCGUGAUGGAGCGAGGACGAGUGGUCAGUACCACGUAGCACUACCAGACGGCAGAGUCCAGGUGGUUACCUACACGGCUGAUGAGAAUGGUUACAAGGCCCAAGUGGACUACCAGGGAGAGGCUGCCUUCCCAGUGCCCCCUCAAUCCUCGACAUUCCCAGCCCGGUACAUCUCCUUCCCUCUCCCUCCGCCUCCACCAACACCACCAGUCCCUCAAUUCACAUCCACAUCUCAGCCACCCUAUAAACCUGCCCCGGUCGUAGCUCCACCAGCAAAUUAUGCCCCUAACUACCCUUACCCUUACUAUCCACAAACCUGACCCAUACCCUUUACCUUAAACCCUGAAAUCUGACCCCCCCACCCUUUAACAGUUUAAUUUACCCAACAUAACCCUGAGUAACCUUCCCACAAGGUCUGUACAUA